Messenger RNA from Nipponia nippon (crested ibis), 1203 nucleotides. Lineage: Eukaryota; Metazoa; Chordata; Aves; Pelecaniformes; Threskiornithidae. The record is from RefSeq and is a predicted model, not a curated record.
AUGGUAGGGCUAGGAAACAGCUGCCGAGGGAUGAAGUCUCCACCUCUUCUCGUGGCUGCGCUCGUGGCAUGCAUCAUUGUUUUGGGUUUCAAUUACUGGAUUGCAAGUUCUCGCAGUGUGGAUCUGCAGGGUCGGAUCAUGGAUCUGGAAGGCAAAGUCCGCAGGGCGGCAGCGGAGAGGGGCGCUGUGGAGCUCAAAAAGAAUGAAUUCCAAGGGGAGCUAGAGAAGCAGCGACAGCAGAUUGACAAAAUCCAGUCCUUGCACAGCUUUCAGAUGGAAAAUGCCAACAGAGUACAUCAGGAAGAGAAGGCAGUGCUGAUGAGUAACAUCACAGUAAACGAACGAUUGAUCCAGAGUCUACGAGAACACUUGAAAGAGCUACAGAUAGAAUAUGGAAAGCUACAGCUGGAUGUUUACAGGUUUCAGAAGAACCAGACUAACCUUCAGAGGAAGUUCUCCUAUGACCUGUCACAGUGCAUCAACCAGAUGAAAGAAUUAAAAGAACAAUGUGAAGAAAGGAUAGAUGAGCUUACAAAAAAGGGUGGUGAUGUACCACAAAUCAAAGAAAACAAAGACUUCUCAGAAGAUUCAAAAAAAAAUAUCCAGGUUAAUAUUCAACUGCCAGCCUCGAUGCAAGCUGAGUUCAAGCAGGCUGACUUGGAACAGCAGAAACAAAAUGAAGAUGUACCUAAAGCAGUACCUACAGUAAAAAAGACAGACCUGCUGCAGGCUAAAGAAAGAAUAAAUGACCUAGCUGACAUCAGAAAACAGGAGCCUAAGGCAGAAGAAGAGAAGAUUUCCAGUGAACUGAAAAACCCACAGGAUGCACUCAAGGCCACUGCAGGUCAUAAGGAGAUGCUGCCUGAGUCAGAGAAGGAGCUGAAUCCAUCCGAAGAUGAAAAACGUGUAGUAGGGCAAGAUGCGUUACAGCCGGCAGCGGAGCAAGCUGCCAGUGAGGAAAUUGAGAGGGAGCAGCUCUUGAAUUACGAUGCUAAGCAGGACGACUCGCCGCCCGGAAAGGCUGACAAACAGGAACAUGAAGCACUGAACCAGGACAAGGAUGUUGAUUACAAUUUAGAUGAGAAUGAAGCUGAAUCAGAAACAGACAAGCAAGCAGCACUUGCAGGGAUUGAAAAUGUUCAAAACCCUGAAGAUACGAAGAACCACUUGUCUGAGCAAGGUGAAGAACGACAGAGGUUGUGA